UCUUCUUGGCGACUUCAACAUCCAGUCAGAGAAGUCAUCCGAUCUACUUAUUUUAAUUUCCUCUCUUUCUCUCUCACUUGCUCCUUCUCCACCAACUCAAAAAGCUGGCAACCACCUUGACCUAAUUUUCACCAGAAACUGCUCCACCUCUAACCUCAAGGUAACUCUACUUCAUGUCUCUGGUCAUUUCUUCAUAUCCUACUCUCUCCCACUCUCCCAAUCUGAUGAUCUCAUCUCAUCAGAUAUUGCACUUGUCCGUCUUAACAUUCGAUCUCUCUCCCCCUCCUCUCUGUCCUCAACUGUUCUAUCAGCACUUCCUUCAGCUGACUCCUUCUCCCUCAUGCAUCCCUCUCUUGUUUACAUGUUGCACAACAUCCAAAGGAUACGACCUCUUCUAACCCAGAAGGCAGCACAGGUUCUGGCCCAGCCUCUUGUCAUCUCACGCUUGGACUACUGCAACUCCCUCCUGGCUGGUCUCCCUGCGUGUUCCAUAUGACCUCUGCAACUCAUCCAGAAUGCAGCAGCUCGACUGGUCUUCAACUUACCAAAAUUCUCCCACACUACACCGCUCCUCCACUCCCUUCACUGGCUUCCUAUAGCUGUUCGCAUCCGCUUCAAGACUCGAUCCAUGCUACAAACGGAUCCGGUCCAGCCUAUUUCACCAUUCAAGUGCCACAACUGCAACAACAAUCAACUUUCUACUGAGACAGACAAACCCAACUUAAAGGGUUUUUUCGAUCAGUUUGAUCAAACCUUAAUUAUUUUGGAAGAUUAUUUGUUCUUUAUUCAAUACAUAUUUGAUACUUGCUCUGCUUUCCUUUUCCAGAUCAACGCUGAGUUUAUGCGAAUUACAACAGUUCCCUUGGAGACAAAGUUCUUGGCGCAGUUGGACAAGCACAUGUCCAAACUGCUGGAUGUCAUCAGGAGCAAGGGAGGACGUGUGCAAGAACAGACCAAGAGGACCUUGCAGGUUUUAGAUGAGACUGUGGACAUCACAAUAAGAAGAGAGUGCAUCCUUAAAUCUUUGAUGAUCUACCUGGGUGAACCUGUUCAUCACCUCAUCAAAGAAUACCAGGAAAAUGAAGCUGACGAACUGGAGCAGGCAACGAUGGCUAUCGUUGUCAGUGGACAAGAGGACAUUAAAAUAGUCAUCGAUGGAAUAGAGGUCCUGAAAGAGGUGCCCACAACUGCUGCGGCUGUUGCAAUGUUCUUCGGGCUCACCUACGCACUCAAACUAAAAUAUCCGAAAAAUUUGCAGCACACCCUUGAAUUUGUGCAAAAAGUCCUGAUGGAGCUUGGUGGAAAAAAUAUGUCCCCAAAAGUUCAUAGGCUGAGCACCCUGCUUUACAACCCAGAGUAGGCAGAGUUGAAUUCAACUCACUCGCCUGAUUUUGUUUUCCCAUUGCUGAGAACAAUUUAUAAUGUUUCUACAACCAAGACUUUGUACCCUUUUGAGGUUGGUGUUCGGAGUUUGCACUUGCAUGACAGCAUUUCCACUGCAAUAUUGACAAAAGUUUCUGCCCAAGUUAUCACAGGCACGAGUGGGCAGUGUGCUGAAAACUGGAGAGUGACUGCAUUUGCACUGCAGUGUUUGCACAGAUUUUUGAAUGUCAGAUUUUUUAGCCCAAGAGAGGGCCAGGAGCUACCUCACAUGUUUGCAUUGAAUUAAGGAGAUUCACACAAAUCAUCUGACAACACUUUAUUUUAAGGAAUAAUACCUGUAUUACGUUCCAUUUUGAAAUAGGACAAUUUUCUGAUUUUGUUUUUAGGAGCAUUUUCUGUUACUAUUAGUAACUUAUUUUAGUCAGUAUUUAAUUUACAUUUUCAAGCGAACAAACUGCAUGUAUGGUACAUUUGGUUCUCGCUGAACAGAAACAGACAUUUCUUGGUUGCUCUUUGUAUUUGAGAAGGACUGUUCUAAAGGACUAUGUUUAACUAUUUU
Solea solea (common sole) is the source of this 1942-nucleotide messenger RNA. RefSeq lists its product as uncharacterized. Lineage: Eukaryota; Metazoa; Chordata; Actinopteri; Pleuronectiformes; Soleidae. The record is from RefSeq and is a predicted model, not a curated record. The coding region runs from base 629 to 1360 and encodes 243 amino acids. The transcript has 3 exons.